AUGUCUGAAAAGGAAGAGGCUGUAUUCCGUUCUGCGGACAUGUCUUUGGUUCAAAUUUAUGUUCCAACUGAAGUUUCAAGAGACAUCAUCUAUAAAAUUGGUCAAUUAGACAUUAUACAAUUUAGAGAUUUAAAUUCAAAAGUGAAUGAAUUUCAAAGAUCAUUCGUUAAAGAAAUAAGGAAAUUAGAUAAUGUUGAAAGACAAUUUAUUUUAUUUAAAAAAGAAUUAAAUUUGAAAGAUAUUGAAAUUAAACAAUAUCCUUUUGAAAUUGAAUCUAUACCGCAACAGAAAGUAAUAGAUGAAUUAAUUGAAAAUUCACAAUUAUUAGAAAAUAGAGUUGUUCAGUUACGUGAUUCAGUUGAAUCCUUAUAUGAAACUCAAAGAAAUUUAAAACAAUUUAAAUAUACAAUACAAGCCGUGGAUAAUUUUUUUCAAUUUGAUCAAAAAGCAUUAAUUGGAGAAGAUUCAAUUUUGGAAUCAGAUGGUUCAAGGGAUCUAAGAUCAGCAUCAUCUUUCAUUUCAGGUGUAAUAAAUCGUGAUAAGGUUUUUGUUUUACAACAAAUUUUAUGGAGAACAUUAAGAGGUAAUUUAUAUUAUCAUAGUGAAGAUGUAGUAGAUGAAGUUUGGGAUGAAAAGAAACAAGAGUUUGUUGCUAAAAAUUCAUUUAUUAUAUUUUCCCACGGUAUAUUAAUUCAUGAAAGAAUAAGAAAGAUUUGUGAUUCAUUAGAUGCAGAUUUAUAUGAUGUUGAUGUUUCAUUUGAAAGUAGAAAAGAACAAUUAAGUGAUGUCAAUAUGAAACUUUCUGAUUUAUCAACUGUCUUAAGUGAAUCUGAAAAUGCAUUAAGUUCUGAAUUAAUUGCCAUUUCAAAAGAUCUAGCAAAAUGGUGGGAAAUAAUAACUAGAGAAAAAGCUGUUUAUAAGACAAUGAAUAAAUGUGAUUAUGAUGGAUCAAGGAAAACUUUAAUUGGGGAAGGUUGGACACCAACAGAUUCAAUAAAUGAUUUAACAACUACUAUAAAAGGUUAUGACCAAUCUCAAUCAAUACCAACAAUCAUUAAUGUAUUAGAUACUAAUAGAACACCACCAACUUAUACUAGAACAAAUAAAUUCACUGUUGCAUUUCAAAGUAUUUGUGAUGCUUAUGGGGUUCCAAAAUAUAAAGAAAUUAAUCCUGGUUUACCUACUAUUGUCACAUUUCCAUUUAUGUUUGCAAUUAUGUUUGGUGAUAUGGGACAUGGUUUUAUUGUAACAUUAGCUGCAUUAGCAUUAGUUUUAAAUGAAAAGAAAUUAAAUAACAUGAAAAAAGAUGAAAUUUUUGACAUGGCAUUCACUGGUAGAUAUGUUUUACUUUUAAUGGGUGUUUUUUCAAUGUAUACUGGGUUUUUAUAUAAUGAUAUUUUUUCAAGAUCAAUGACAGUUUUUACAAGUGGUUGGAAAUGGCCAGAAAAUUUUAAAAUUGGUGAAACCAUAUAUGCAGAACAAAUUGGUACAUAUAUUUUUGGAUUAGAUCCAGCUUGGCAUGGAACUGAAAAUGCUUUAUUAUUUUCAAAUUCUUAUAAAAUGAAAUUAUCAAUUUUAAUGGGGUAUAGUCAUAUGACUUAUUCAUUAUUCUUUUCAUUAUUUAAUUAUAUAUACUUCAAAAGUCCUAUUGAUAUAAUUGGUAAUUUUAUUCCAGGUCUAUUAUUUAUGCAAGGCAUCUUUGGUUAUUUAUCAUUAUGUAUUGUUUAUAAAUGGACAGUUAAUUGGUUUGCUACUGGUAGACAACCACCUGGUUUAUUAAAUAUGUUGAUUAAUAUGUUUUUAAGUCCUGGUAAUAUUGCUGAACCAUUAUAUGAUGGCCAAUCAUCUAUACAAGUGUUUUUAGUUAUUGUUGCUUUGAUUUGUGUUCCAUGGUUAUUAUUAGUUAAACCAUUAUAUUUAAAAAGACAAAUUGAUAGAGAAGCUAAACAUCAUGCAUAUUCACAAUUAAAUGGUGAUGCAGAUUUAAUUGAUGAAGUACCAGCUAAUACUAAUGAAGAAGAAGAAGAAGAAGGAGAUCAUGAAGAACAUAAUUUUGGAGAUAUUAUGAUUCAUCAAGUUAUUCAUACAAUUGAAUUUUGUUUAAAUUGUGUUUCGCAUACUGCUUCAUAUUUAAGAUUAUGGGCAUUAUCAUUAGCACAUGCUCAAUUAUCAACUGUUUUAUGGUCAAUGACUAUUGGUAAUGCAUUUGGUCCAACAGGUUUUGUAGGUUCAAUUAUGGUUGUAUUUUUAUUUGCAAUGUGGUUUACAUUAUCAAUUUGUAUAUUAGUUGUAAUGGAAGGUACCUCUGCAAUGUUACAUUCAUUAAGACUUCAUUGGGUUGAAUCAAUGAGUAAAUAUUUUGAAGGUGGUGGUGUUUUAUAUGAACCAUUUACCUUUAAAGGUUUAUUAGACAAUGUAUUUUAA
This is a messenger RNA of Insectozyma verbasci, 2424 nucleotides long. The record is from the annotation of a GenBank genome assembly. NCBI's taxonomy places the organism in Eukaryota, Fungi, Ascomycota, Pichiomycetes, Serinales, Debaryomycetaceae.